Molecule: messenger RNA, 225 nt
Organism: Wallemia mellicola CBS 633.66
Lineage: Eukaryota; Fungi; Basidiomycota; Wallemiomycetes; Wallemiales; Wallemiaceae
Exons: 1
Source: RefSeq, a predicted model, not a curated record
UUGAUAAAUGUAGCGAAUAGCUCCUUGCACCUUGGACAUUACCCUAAAUGUUUCAAAGAAGCGACAUGUAUUGUGAUUCCAAAACCGAAUAAGAAGUCAUACCGAGAAGCGAGUAGUUAUCGCCCGAUCUCACUACUCAACCAUCUUUCGAAGUUGAUUGAAACUGUCAUAACAAAGAGACUUCAAUAUGAAUUAGAUACCAGAAAGUUAAUCCCAAGUACGCAC